Messenger RNA from Paramuricea clavata, 2083 nucleotides. The record is from the annotation of a GenBank genome assembly. NCBI's taxonomy places the organism in Eukaryota, Metazoa, Cnidaria, Anthozoa, Malacalcyonacea, Plexauridae.
AUGGAAACGUUCAAUCUACUGCCGUACUGUGAGACAAACGAUAUAUUUCGCGUUUCAUUUGACUUUUAUACACCAAGACCACAGUUCGUAAUAAUCCCGACGGAAAUUGAAUCAAUUGACCCCGAGUUUUGUGCCAUGAGCGCCGAACAGACUUGUAUUUUGAUCGAUACAGUGAGAUCUGUGAUGUCAUGCUUUCGUAUUCCUGAAGGUAUUUUGUCUAUUCACCGAGGAUCGUGGAAAUCUCGACCAGCUAAGUCGUUUCAUUGCCAUUUAUGUGUGCACGCCGAACGCUAUUUGGAAAUUUUUGAGCGGAAAAAGAAAGGGAUUCCUAACUGGCCCAGUGUUGCUUAUGUAACCAGACAGUGGGGUUGGAAUAAAGAUCCACGGUCUUACGCACAAAACGUCCGAGGAUAUCCGUAUAAGAGCCGUUUCAAGGAGGAUGUCUCGGGCGUUCUAGAGCUAAUCCAAGACUCAUCUCGCAGAGAAUCCCUGGGAACGAGAAUGCCUCAAGACGACGCCUGUUCGCAGGCUACAGACUCUUCCCACCCUUCUCCUAUCCCUUCUCCUCAUAACCCAAAGCCUUCGCCCCAGGCUCUACUUGGAAACUGCCUAACAAAAGUUGUGUAUCAUCCAAGCCACCCUAAAAUUGGGUUUGUAGGCAAGAAAAAUGCAUGUGUUUACGAAUUGCAUGAAAUGUUAUGGGCGAUCGAGAAUUUUGCCAGAGCAUACGGUUUGACAGAUACGGAGACUGAUGACAAGAAUUAUGGCUGCCAUGUUUGUUUGUAUUUCGGCCCAGGUAUAUAGCAGUUUAAAUACAUACGCCCUCAAAAUGGCAACUGCAACUUGAACUGUCAUGCAGGUGGAUGAAAGUUAAUGCCACCCCCUUGAAUGGGAUACGUUUGCUCCUCCCCCCCCCCCCCUGAAUGGAGUACUAGCUUGUUGCGACUCGUCAGAGCUGGAUCAGUAACAACUAAACUAGACUAAAGCCCGUUCUCCACUAGGCGAAUUUAUUCGCGCGAACAGAUAAAAAGUAGGAAGCGAUCCUACUUUUUCGCCGCGAAUUUUUUCGCCGACCAAUCACGUUGCCGGAUUUCGGUUUUCGCUUCGCGUCGCGCGAACAAAUUCGCGUAGUGGAGAACGGGCUUAACUUAACGACCAUUGCUUAUAUUGAUCCAGUAACUCUAGUUUACCGGAGAAAACAUGUGGUUUUUGGAUAACAGUAAAAGCACUCUUCUCACAUGCGACUGAGGAGAAAUUAUGACUAAAAACUGCAUAUAGUAAUUAAUCCUGAACUGUCUGUGCCAGUGUAGGUAGUGGCAAUAAUAUGAAUAAACUUUCGUUGGUAUAGGGAUGCAACUACCUGAAAAUAUAAGGAGCAGUUCGACGUUUCCAGCCAAGACCCUUCGUCUGGAGUUACUAUAGCGGGUGUCGGGAAAAUUACAUGAGCUUUUGUACUAAGAAUAUAAAAGCGAUUAAAAAUUCUUAGUAUGAAAGCUCAUGUAAUUUUCCCAACCCCCAAUAGUGACUCCAGACUUUAUGGUCCUUCGCUCGAAACGUCGAAAUUCUCCUUAUACUUUUUCAUGUAGUUGCAUUCCUAUCAACGAAAGCUUGUUCAGAUAGCAAUUUACCAAUUAAGACUGCCCACAUGUAACAGCACUUAUAACGGUUAAACGAGGAUGAGAGUUCACAGUCACGCAUUGUCACGGGGACAUUUCAAGCUCUAGAUUAUCAAAAUAAAGGUUUGAUUGAGUGUUCCAACUAUGUUUCAACUUCAAUAGAAUACAUGACAGUGUUGGGAAAGCAUCAAGAACAGCUAACCAAGAUCGCGUGACUGCCACUCUCAUCAGCACUCUCCUCGUUUGAUCCACCUGAUGUAAUAAUACGUAUUACCAUAUCUGAAAUUUAUUUUUUAUCGUUCCUAGCACCUUCAGAUUGGAAAUUCUCAGGUGAAACUACGUCAGAGUAUGAUAUCAUGGGAUACCUGGUGACUACCGGACCUCGCUUCUAUCAACUCUGUCCUGCUGAGCAUCGACAAUCAUGGUUUGAUGAAUUUCAACGCUCGAACUUUAAAUGUUUUACUUAA